AUGAAGUAUCCUCUCACGGUCGAAUACACGAGGGUCUACAGCGGAGAACUGUCAACACCAUACCACAUGGUUCAACCGGGAACAAGUGAAAAGUUUGCAGGCGAAACAGAAUGGCACAGCCGAUUGAGGGGCGUCUCCAGUCAAGUCCGAUGGCAAAUGAAAGGCUAUCAAAUCAAAUUCGGGAUUUAUUCUCCGUACUCACAAAUGUGGUCGUCAAAUGGCAUUCGAGUCACGAUUUGCGCUCCGGGAGAAACGGGAUGUAACGUCGGAGAAUGGAUUCGAGGCUGGAGGCCCACUGACACUCGUCGAAUGGCCAAAUAA
Oikopleura dioica is the source of this 321-nucleotide messenger RNA. NCBI's taxonomy places the organism in Eukaryota, Metazoa, Chordata, Appendicularia, Copelata, Oikopleuridae. The record is from the annotation of a GenBank genome assembly.